AUGGUUAUUAUUGGAUAUUUUAAUGCUGUCAAAGGUUCGCACGAACGUUCCAGUUGUUGUAGACCUAACUCGGCUGCUUGCCAGGAUUUUUGCGAGUUUAUCGACGCUUCUAAGCUCAUAGAGUCUCCUACGAUGGGUCUCAAAUAUACUUGGUCUGGCCGCAGAUUUAUGCCGUCUCAUGUGGAAUCAACGAUGGAUAGAGCGUUAUUUUCUAUGGAUUUCUUCGAGAUGUGGCAGCAGGUUUAUACGCAAGCCUUGCCGCGUUUAACGUCUGAUCAUUCGCCCUUGGUAUUGCAUUGUAUUUCUUCUUAUAGUGGUCGGCGCUUCUUCCGCUUCUUUGAUAUGUGGACUUUACAUCCUGAUUUCCUGACUGUUGUUGAAAAAUCUUGGACAGAUAAUGUUGAUUGUAGCUGCCCUAUCUAUACGGUUAUGGCAAAAAUCAAACGUCUCAGAAGCGUUCUCAAGAUCUGGAAUAAAAAUACUUUUGGGAAUGUGGAUAAAAAAAUCAUGGAGACACAGCAGGAUCUUAUGGAUAUUCAGGCUCAAAUUGCUGUUGAUGGUUAUACUGAGGAGUUAUUUGAGAAGGAGGUUCAGGCGCAAGCGACCAUCAAUACCGCACUCUCGGCGAAGAACUCUUUAAUGCAGCAAAAGAGUAGAGUUAAUUGGCUUAAGGAUGGUGAUAGAAAUACCGCUUUUUUCCACACGAUGCUUAAGUAUAAGCGAAAGCCGAAGAUUAUUUCUCACUUAUCGAUUAAUGGUGAUUUAGUUUAUGAUCAGGAAGAGAUUGGAAACCACAUUGUUGAUUAUUUUACCAAUCUUUUCGAUGAUAGCGGGGAUAUUACUGAUGACAUCACUGCGGUGGAAGCGGUGAUCGACAGGAUGGUGACGGACCAGCAUAAUGCUCUUCUUUCGAAAAUUCCUGAAGAUGAUGAGAUUGCAGCUGCGGUUUUUAAUAUGGACGCUCAAAGCUCGCCAGGACCGGACGGUUUUUCUGGUCACUUCUUUCAAAGUUGUUGGAAUAUUAUCAAGGAUGAUAUUUAUCGUGAUGUUCGUACUUUCUUUACUUGCUCUUAUUUGCCGACGGGUUGCAACUCUAGCACUAUGGUUCUCAUUCCUAAAAAGGAUACGGUGGUUUCGGUGAUGGAUCUUCGCCCGUUAGUUCUGUCGAAUUUUUUAUUCAAAAUUAUCUCGAAAGUGUUGGCUACUCGUCUUAGCUCUUUGGCCCAUCACUAUGUGACGCCUAACCAAUUUGGGUUUAUUAGCGGACGUUCGAUACACGAUUGUAUCAUGCUGGGGUCGGAGGGAGUGAACUGCAUGCACAGAACUGGUAGUGGCAUUAAUAUGGCUUGCAAAAUCGACAUUAGGAAAGCCUUUGAUACUAUCAACUGGACCUUUCUUCUUAAUGUUCUUCGUGUCGCUGGCUACGAUCAAAGGUUCAUUAAAUGGAUUGAUGUCAUUCUUAAGUCUGCAAAAGUUUCCAUCCUUUAUAAUGAUAAGCUUUGCGGUUAUUUUAGCUGUUCUCGUGGUGUUCGACAAGGAGAUCCGCUUUCCCCGAUUUUAUUUGGAAUUGCUGAAGAUGUUCUGAGUACUCUUUUUAUUAAUUGUGUCAACUCGGGUCAUCUUUCUACGAUGAAGUCGAGCAGGGGUUCUCCCUUCUCCACUCAUCUUUUGUACGCCGAUGACAUCUUGGUCUUCUGCCCGGCUAAUGACAGAAAUGCUCAGACCAUUCUCAAUAUUCUAGAUUAUUACGGGAAGAUUUCGGGGCAAAGCUUCAAUCCUGAAAAGUCUCAGAUUUUCUUUUCCAACAAAGUUCAGACCUUCUUGCGUCGCUCGAUCACUAGAACUAUUCCGUUCUCUGUUGGGAAUCUUCCUUUUAUUUAUCUUGGAGUGCCGAUAUUUAAAGGGAAAGUCCGUGCUGCUCAUCUUCGUUCGAUUCAUGAUAAGAUUUUGAAUAAGUUUUCUAGAUGGAAGGGUCUUAAACUUUCUAUGGCUGGACGUUUGUGUUUGGUUAAAUAUGUGAUUCAAAGCUCUUUAACGCAUUCUAUGAUGGUUUACCGUUGGCCACGACAGCUUCUCCAUGAGUUGGACUCCAAAUGUCGUAACUUCAUCUGGACUGGUGACACUUGCAAAAAACCCUCCUGCCCGGUCGCUUGGAAUCGGGUUUGCUCGAUUAAAACAGAAGGUGGGCUGGGGGUUCGUUCUUUUUCUAUCAUGAAUAAAUGUUUCCUCAUGAAAAUCGCCUGGAAAAUUAUCUGCGGGAAAGAUUUUGGUUUUGACUUGAUCAAGGAUCGAUAUCUUAAUCGUUUCUGCAGGACGAAAAAUCUCACGACUCCGUCCACAUUAUGGAUGCGUAUUAGAGAGGAAGUCGGAAGUCUGGUUGAAAAUUCUUAUUCCUUCAUUGGGAACGGCAGCUCCACGAACUUUUGGACUGACGACUGGCUUGGAUAUCGUUUAAUUGAUAAAUGUCAUAUCCCUCAUUUCAUGUGGAACUAUCUGCAUUAUCCGGUUUCGGAAUACUUUUACGAUGGAGUUUGGCAUUUCACUCAAGAUUUCAUAAACUUGUACCCUCACGUCGUUUGUGACAUUCUUCUUAUUCCUAUUGGGGAGGAUACGGAUAUGAGAUAUUGGAAACAUUCUAUGACUGGUAAUGUUUCAUCGGCUAAUGCGUUUGCUAAUGAAUGUCAUAAAUUCUCGCGUGUUAUCUGGGGAACAUGUCUGUGGGAAUCGUAUAUUCCUGUUCGGAGGUCGCUUAUCUCUUGGAGAAUCAUUCAAAAUAGAUUGCCUACUCUUGAUCGUUUGAUUCGACAAGGUAUUCAAAUGCCGAACCAUUGUCCUUUUUGCUUUAAAGCGGCUGAAAGUAUUCCUCAUGUCUUCUGGUCUUGUUCGGCGGUGCAACCUAUCUGGAAAGAGCUGCUUAGCUGGUUUAAUCUCGAGCAUGCUUUACAGGAGAUUGAUAUUCAUAACUUUCUAGUGGCUGCUUGGAAUAUCAAGCUUAGCUCACAACUUAAUUGUCUCUGGAAAGCUGGAGUCAUCACGGUUCUUUGGGCUAUUUGGGGACAACGUAACAGCUGUGUUUUUGAAGAUAAAACUUUUGAUUCUAGGCGGGCUAUUCAAAUGGUUAAAGUUUGUUUUAAGGAAAUGGACAUGAACUGCAAGAAUAUUGGCCAUAUGUAUAACUCUUGGUCAGAUUACACCAUGCUAAGGAAAAUUGGCGUUGCUCCUAGGGCCGCUCCUCCCCCGGAGUUUAUAACCGUGCAUUGGUGGCCGCCGGCGGCCCCUUGGAUGAAAGUUAAUACCGACGGUUCGGCAAUGGGAGCUCCGGGUCGCAUUGCUGCAGGAGGUGUUUUCAGAGAUAAUUGGAGUUGGGUUAGAGGAUGUUUUCAUGUUAAAGGAGGAGUUGGGUUCGCUUAUGAGGCAGAAUUAAUGGCUGUCAUUACCGCCAUUCAUAUUGCUAAUUUGCGUGGAUGGCAUCACCUGUGGAUUGAGUCGGAUUCUAGCUAUGUUGUCCAUCUGCUUAACACGCGCUCUAGAGAUGUUCCUUGGCGAUUUGCUGCUUCUUGGCAUUCUAUCCUUAGCAUUCUCAAUACCUUCAGACUACAAAUCUCUCACGUUUAUCAGGAAGGUAACACUGCGGCGGAUAUUAUGGCAAACCAUCAACGUGAGGAGGGAUGGUGGCCACAUGAAAUUACUGAAAUUCAAAAAGUUGUUCGUCUUGACAUGCACACGCAUAGUCACCUGCGUAUCAAGAAUUAA
Salvia miltiorrhiza (redroot sage) is the source of this 3753-nucleotide messenger RNA. RefSeq lists its product as uncharacterized. The record is from RefSeq and is a predicted model, not a curated record. The coding region runs from base 1 to 3753 and encodes 1250 amino acids. The transcript has a single exon. Gene Ontology annotation, molecular function: RNA-DNA hybrid ribonuclease activity; nucleic acid binding. Lineage: Eukaryota; Viridiplantae; Streptophyta; Magnoliopsida; Lamiales; Lamiaceae.